CAAUGGAGGUCGCCGCGUGUUGCGUCGCCAGAAGUUUGAUGGGAGUUGUAGUUGAAGAGGCUCUGAGAGGUCUGGCGGGGUUCGGGGACGCCUAAGACAGUGACGUUCCGCGGGAAAGUCUCUCUCGGCGGGAUGGAGCCUAGUUGGGGAGCCUUUGGGAGGAAAGAGGGGGAGACUUGAUCAGAGGGCUUCGGGAAGCCACUUUGGCUCUGGGGCCAGGCUGGUUUGGGCAUUCUGGAAGCUGCAGUUAAGAAGCCCCCAACUUCCCAAACUCUGAGAAGAAGCCGUUCCCCUUUUUGUGUUCUUUGGGGCUUAUUUUCAGGUUUCCAAUGAGCGCUUAAUGGACGAUGUCAGCUGGACUUACAGAAGAACAGAAAAGAAAGAUAGAGGAGAACCGUCAGAAGGCUUUGGCAAGAAGGGCAGAACGACUGGCAGCUCAGCAGGGCAGCGUUGCUAAGAAGCAGACAGACCUGCAGAGUUUCCAUAGCUGUCAAAGAAACCUGCAGCAGCCUUUGAAGAAGGAAAACCAUCAUGCCAGCCCCAGCAGCCAUCAUCUCCAGGUCUCCAGCAACCAUGUUGUGCAGAAGGAUCCUCAAAUGCCACACAGUCACAUUUUGCACGGACCCUGUGAGGUGGAUUCAUCACAGUGUUCCAGCAGACAGUUGGUCCACAUGAAACAGCCUUCCCAAGUGGUGCAAAACUCUCUGAGUCACCCUCCUUGGCACUCACCUAAUCUGAGAGCACAAGAACAAGGUCAACCAAUCCAAUUUAAUGCUCGCUCGUUGCAGUCUAAAUUUUGCCCAGUGGUCCAAUAUCCAUCCAGACAAGAUGUUAAUUGGAACCCUCACAAUAUUAAAACCUUACAAACUCAGGGCAAAUCAAUCAGUGGCCAUGCUGAUGUUAAACAUAUGGCACCACGAGCCACCAGCAACACAGCUUUGGAUGACUGUGAAAUGCUGGCAAUUGCCACAAACCUAACCUCUGAACUCUGUGCCAAAAAAGAAGGUAGUAACACAUUGCAGUUUUACGGUACAAAAAAUACUUCUGUUCCUAUAAAAGCGGGAAAAGAACCCAAAUUGCUUGUUUCUGGAGGUACAAGUAACCCAUCUGAAAUUCCUGUUCAAAUCAAAAAACACAGUGCCCUUAGAGGGAAGUGUGUGAAGCACUCUGAAGACCGAUUCCGGGUUGAGAUAGGAUACAAUAAGGAACUCAUUGAAAUGUUCCGAAGUCUACCCAGUAAAAAUUAUGAUCCUAUAACAAAAAUGUGGAAUUUCAGUCUUGAAGACUACAGCCCUCUCAUGGAAGAAGUAGAGCAACUUCCUUCUGUGACUUUGACUCCUCUGGCAGGAAUUGAGGCUCCCACUGGGUCUACUAAACCGUCUUCUGUUGGUAAAACGUUUUGCUUGAGAUCCGUCUUGCAGACAUGCAUUGGCUGGCAGAAACUAUCAGCAACCUUGAGAGGAAAAUGUGUCCUGAUCUCAUACUCUCGGUUUGAAGUAGAUAUUGGAUAUUCUGCCGAUAUUAUAGGGAUAUUCAAGCAGUUGAACUCUAGGAAUUAUGAUAUGAAGACCAGAAAAUGGAGUUUCCUGCUAGAAGACUACCUAGAACUAAUUCAAAUGGUAAAGUUCCUUCCAGAAGUGGAGUUGGAGCCCCUGCCUAAGCCUGUAGUACAAGUUUUUGCCUCUCAGUUUGGGAAGUCUGUCUUGAAAGCUGCAGAUGUCCCUGAAGCAGACCUUUCAGAAGUAGAGCCUCAUGUUGUGAAUAGCCUCAUGCCAUUUCAGAGAGAAGGUGUGAAUUUUGCUAUCUCCAGAGAUGGGCGUUUGCUCCUUGCUGAUGACAUGGGUUUAGGGAAAACAAUCCAGGCAAUCUGCAUUGCUGCCUAUUACCAAAAAGAGUGGCCUCUGUUGGUAAUAGCACCUUCCUCUGUGAGAUAUACGUGGGCAGAGGCUUUCCACAGGUGGCUUCCUUCCUUGAGUGCAGAUACCAUCAGUGUCAUAGCAACGGGCAAGGACUGCCUGAUGGCAAGAUUAAUAAACAUCGUCAGUUUUGACCUUCUAAGCAAGAUGGAGAAGCAGCUCAAAACCACCUUCCAGGUUGUGAUUGUUGAUGAAUCACAUUUCUUGAAGAAUGGGAAGACAGCGAGAUGCAGGGCUGCAAUGCCUCUCUUGAAAGCUGCCAAACGUGUGAUCUUGCUCUCAGGCACCCCUGCCAUGUCACGCCCCGCUGAGCUGUAUACACAGAUGGCAGCUGUCAGGCCAUCCUCCUUCUCUCAGUUCCAUGCCUUUGGGCUCCGCUACUGCGAUGCUAAGCAGCGACCUUGGGGAUGGGAUUAUUCUGGAUCUUCCAAUCUUGGAGAGCUGAAACUUCUUCUGGAAGAAUCUAUCAUGAUUCGCCGCCUGAAGUCCAACGUGCUUUCCCAACUCCCUGCAAAGCAGCGCAAAAUGGUCGUGGUGGCUCCUGAGGGCAUCAAUGCCAGGACAAAGGCUGAGCUGGCAGCAGCCGCAAAGGAAAUGGCAAAGGGUUACAAAAGUAAACAAGAAGAGAAAGAAGCUCUUCUUCUGUUUUACAACAGGACUGCGGAAGCCAAAAUCCACUGUAUUAUAGAAUAUAUUCUAGACUUACUGGAAAGUGGAAAAGAAAAAUUCCUGGUAUUUGCUCACCACAAGCUGGUUUUGGACGCGAUUACUGAGGCAUUGGCGAAAAAGCACAUUGGAUACAUUCGUAUUGAUGGCUCCACACCCUCAGCUGAGCGCCAGUCCCUCUGCCAGGAAUUCCAGUUGUCUGAAAAACUCUCUGUGGCUGUUCUUUCCUUAACAGCUGCAAACAUGGGGCUUACUCUCUCGUCUGCUGAUUUGGUUGUGUUUGCAGAACUAUUCUGGAAUCCUGGGGUUUUGAUUCAAGCAGAAGAUCGGGCACACCGAAUUGGGCAAACUAGUUCUGUGAACAUCCACUAUUUAGUAGCAAAAGGCACAGCUGAUGACUAUUUAUGGCCCAUGAUCCAAGAGAAGAUCAGAGUUUUAGGUGAAGCUGGCCUUUCUGAAGCUAAGUUCUCUGAAACAUCUGAAGCCAAAGAUUACUACUUUUACAAGCAGGACCCAAAGCAGCAGACCAUCCUGAAACUUUUCCAGAAGACCUUUUCAGAGGACUCAGGUGACUUGGAUGAAACUCUGCUUGUGGAAGCAGUAGAUGCAUGUGAAGGUGCAGGACAGGCAGCAGCAUCAACUGAAACAAACUUAUUUCCAGGAAGCCCAUGCAAGAAACGGCGUAUUGAUGAAUUUUUUUGCAGACAGUAACACCACAGAAAAUUAUGCUUACUUUUUAUUGUGUGAGAUAUUAUUUAAUGGAUGAAAUCAAUAAACAUUGGCUCAAUAAACUUA
Messenger RNA from Anolis carolinensis (green anole), 3377 nucleotides. RefSeq names its product SWI/SNF related, matrix associated, actin dependent regulator of chromatin, subfamily a like 1 (gene smarcal1). Gene Ontology annotation, biological process: DNA repair; replication fork processing. The record is from RefSeq and is a predicted model, not a curated record. NCBI's taxonomy places the organism in Eukaryota, Metazoa, Chordata, Lepidosauria, Squamata, Anolidae. The coding region runs from base 348 to 3293 and encodes 981 amino acids. Gene Ontology annotation, molecular function: ATP-dependent chromatin remodeler activity; ATP binding. The transcript is spliced from 17 exons.